This is a messenger RNA of Drosophila mojavensis, 3718 nucleotides long. RefSeq names its product G-protein coupled receptor moody (gene moody). The transcript has 5 exons. The coding region runs from base 774 to 2708 and encodes 644 amino acids. Gene Ontology annotation, molecular function: G protein-coupled receptor activity. Gene Ontology annotation, cellular component: membrane. Lineage: Eukaryota; Metazoa; Arthropoda; Insecta; Diptera; Drosophilidae. The record is from RefSeq and is a predicted model, not a curated record. Gene Ontology annotation, biological process: G protein-coupled receptor signaling pathway.
CUCGAUAAUGUGCAGUCGUUGUAGACAAACGCAAAAUAAACGCGCGCGCGCAGUCAAACGCCAUUUAACCGUUACAGCUAGUGUGAUUUUGUGCGUUUUGUUUUGAUCGCGGCAUUCCCUUAGUUGGCUGAGGCUUGUGCCAUUGCUGUUAGUGUUGCUGCUGUUGUUGUUGUUGUUGCUGCUAACGUGACAAAUACGCUUACGGUGUCGUGUGCUGCGCCGCACGCUUGCACAUUUCUACCUGCGUCUGCGAAAGUCUGCAAAAUGCUCGAAUCCCAAAUGUAUUAGUCAUGACGGUGUCAUUUUUGAAUCAUCCAACCGGGCCGCCGCACUUCUCACUCCCUCGCGCAGCAUUCGUGAAUAAGCCAGUGAGCAGAGAGCGCGAAUCGUAAACUGUUUACAUUGCUCAGCUCAGCUUGGCUCGGCUCAGUUGGGUUCAGUUCAGUUUAGCUCAGUUCACUUGCAUAAAGUUCGGCUCAGUUAUUACUGCUUGGCUCUGACUCUGACUUGGAGUCGCAGCGGCAAACACUUCCUCUCUCACCAUCUCUCUCUCUCGCUGGGUCUCUCUAGCGGCCAGCUGCGAUUACGUGAAAUUAGAAUAGAAAAACAAAGAACAAACAACAACAAAGUCGUGCUGCUGCCUGAUAAGAGUAUAAUUUGUGAUUUGUGAGCAAUCCAGUGAUCGGAUCGUGAAUGUCAGCCCAACUGACGGAGCAGUCUAAGCUGAUUACCAAUCGCAUGUGCCACACCAGUAAACCAGCUUAUCUGGCAUUAUGAGUGACGACACAACAUCGAGUCUGGGCUAUGGCGAUGGCGACGGCGAUGGGCUGGCUGCCUCAGUGGCACCAACGAACGGCCUGCUGGAUGCUGUGGAUGAAAGUGGCUUCUCGCAAUCGCUGUUGACCUUUGCGGCGAUCAUGACCUUUCUGAUCAUGAUCGUCGGCAUCUGUGGCAAUUUUCUGACCGUUGUCGCGCUGCUCAAGUGCCCCAAAGUGCGCAAUGUGGCCGCCGCCUUCAUUAUCAGCCUGUGCAUAGCCGAUCUGCUGUUCUGUGCGCUGGUGCUGCCGUUCCAGGGCUUGCGCUUCGUGCAGGGCGGCUGGCGCUACGGCAAGAUCCUGUGCCGCGUCAUCCCGUUCAUCCAGUAUGGCAACAUUGGGGUCUCGCUGCUCUGCAUCGCCAUGAUCACGAUCAAUCGGUAUGUGAUGAUCACGCAUCACAGCUGCUAUGCGCGCAUCUACAAGCGCCACUGGAUCGCCGUCAUGAUCGCCGCCUGCUGGCUGGUCUCCUACGGCAUGCAGCUGCCCACGCUGCUCGGCGCCUGGGGGCGCUUCGGGUACGACACGCGGCUGCAGACGUGCUCGAUCAUGAGCGAUGCGCACGGCCAUAGCAGCAAGACGACGCUGUUUAUAACGGCCUUCGUGAUACCCUGCCUGGUGAUCAUUGCGUGCUAUGCGAAAAUCUUCUGGGUAGUGCACAAGUCCGAGCAGCGGAUGAAGCGGCAUGCCACCAAACAGAACUCCAUACCCAACAACUUGAGGACGGUCGCCAGCCAGCCGAACAACCAGGCGGACAACCAGACGGUGUCCCAAACAGUGGCCGGCAGUCGCGUCUCCACGGACAGCAGCAGCUGCUCCACGGACGUGCCGGAGACAGUGAUCCCGGCCGGGGGCAAGCAGCCGACCACGCGGGUCAAGGAUCAGCGGGAGGUGCGCGCCAAGCGCAACGAAUGGCGCAUCACCAAAAUGGUGUUGGCCAUCUUUCUGUCCUUUGUCGUCUGCUACUUGCCGAUCACCAUUGUCAAGGUGGCCGACAAGGAUGUGGAGCAUCCCAGUCUGCACAUCUUCAGCUACAUCAUGCUCUACCUGUCCGCCUGCAUCAAUCCGAUCAUCUAUGUGAUCAUGAACAAGCAAUAUCGUAAGGCCUACAAGACGGUUGUCCUCUGCCAGCCGGCGCGCCUCCUGCUGCCCUUUGGCAAAUCGAAUGGGGCGAAUAGUGCUGCAGAGAAAUGGAAAGACACCGGAUUGAGCAACAACCACAGCCGCACUUUGGUGUCCCAGAUGUCCGCCGGCGCAGCAGCGGCUGCAGCGGCGUCGCCAACGGCAGCGGCGCCUGCACCGACAUCCGAUUGCCCGUCCUUGCCGGCAACCAAAUCGGGUCAGUCACUGGAGCUGCUCUCCCGCUGUCCAGAUCUGAUAAGCCGCUCGAAUUUGCCGCCGUUGGCUACGCCCCCAACCCCGCCGCCGCCUUCGGUAACGCUCGCAGCCAGCAGCAACAGCAACAGCAACAGCAACGGGAGCUCCAACAGCAACCGGCUGCCACCCAAGAAGAGCAAUCACUCCUAUAUCAACAACGGCUUCAACAGCAGCGGGGCGAGCUGCAGCAGCGGGGCGAACAGCAGCCUGAGCAGUGGCGUUUACCGACCCGCAGCUGGCUCGCUGGCUCCGCUGGGGCAUCGUCGCAUCACCAUGGUGGGGGACGACAUCAUACUGGAGGAGGAGGAGCUGCCCGCAACGGAGCUGCCAGCGCCGACGAUGAUGGCCAGCAAGGUGACCAAAUCACCGAUCUACAUGAACAUCGACAGUCCGAAGAGAAACCAAUCUUAUAGCGCCAAUGCGACGGUCAAGGAUGAUGCACUGCAGCAGGCGUCGGUCCAGGACCAGGAUGACGCUAGCCAAGUGCUGACGAAGCCUCCAAAUCCAAAAGACUAACGAAAUGCUUUAAUUCCAAAUAUCGUAACUGUUACAUUCCCCCCUCCCCACUACGUGCCGUGCGCCAUGUAUUUAGCGUAUAUCGUAUAGCAUAUAUCGUACACUCAAUAACGAUUACGACAUGCUACAUAUAUCGUAGAUUGUAUUCUGUGCUCUCCAUAUCGUUUACGAUAGAUAGCACUCUAUACGGUUUACGAUAUAUGCAAGUGUGUCUCGUAAACUCUACACUAAGCUAUAACGAUUACGAUAUAUGUGAGUUGACACCUGUGCCGUAAACGAUAUUCAGAUUACUGUUUUUGAUAUUUAUGCAAAUAUCGUAAAUGGUACUCGAAAUUGAUGUUUCGUAUGCGGAAUAUCGUAAACGACACAUGCACAUAUACAUACGUACAUAUAUCGUAAUCGUAUUAAUUUAUAGAUAUUUAUCGUUUGUCCGCACCUAGUAUUAACCACUAAACUAAGCGCUAUUUAUAUAUUUCUAUCGAUCGAUACCGCUAUCGAUCCAAUCCCUCCAUCCGAUAAACAUAUACAAAACUCUAUCUUUUUUUUCGAAUUUUUUUAUAAACUAUUUUAAUUCAAUUUUUGAAUGAACAUUCCAUAAAUAUGCUUGUGCACUGUUAACAUAACACUGAUAAGGCUAUGUUACGCUACAUAUUUACAGCUGUGCAUGUCGGGCAACGAACGAACUUUAGAUUAUUUUAAUAUAUAUUAUAUCAUUUUUUUUCUACAUAGUAAAAUUUUUUUAUUUGUUUUUUUUUUUUUUUUUUCAACACUUGACUUCGAUUAGGAGACCUUGGGCCUCACGCGAAUAGUCUUAGAAUGUCGUAAACCAUUCCAUUUAUGUAGUUAAAAAUGCACACAUACAUAUAUAUAAAUAUGCUCUAUUUGUAGAUCUACCUAGACAUACAUUUGUACCUAUAUUAAUCAACCUAUAUUUUAUAUAAAUUUUUUUUUUUUUUUAAUUUGUGUAUAUGUGCUGCAAAUUAUGCGGUCGAAUAUAUAAUUAAUGCCUA